AUGGAGCGAUCAGUCCGCUUGAUUUGUACGUUGGUUUUGUUCGGGAUAGCUUUGCAUACGCCUGUGUUGGAAGCUGCCAAGUUACGCCAUGGUCACCAACACGAAGACAGACUACCGAUCGGCAGUCCGAGCUGGUGUAUGGACAAAAUGAGAUCGUUCAAUCUGACCCACUUUGAAGUCCUCCCGGGCAAUGGCUGGGAUAACUUGGAAAACAAGGAGCGUGGACAGGUGAUACAACACACCUACACUGAGUGUCGGACAACAGAUGACGGGAAAUUUCUCAUUCCGGAUGGUGUAGUAACUACACCUGUUAAGUCAAGUAAACUGGACGUCUUUUCGGAGGUCUACUCUUCCUGGAUGGAUUAUAAGGAAACAACUUCAAAAUCCAUCAACGUGGCAGCAAAGUAUAGUCGCGGAUUCUUCAGUAUUGACGGAACGUUUUCAGCGGAAUCGCAGUCCGUCAAAGAGAAUCAAGCCGAUCAGAAAUCUUCAAUUGCACGCACCCAGGCGAGGUACGUGAAAUACAUAGCCAAACUCCAACCCGACAUGUCCUUUCACCCAACUUUUAGGGCACGCGUUAUGGAAAUUGCUAAGUUAAUCCAGACGAAUGAAAAAGUUGUCGCUCGUUAUGAAAGUCAACAGUUGGUAAGGGACUUCGGAACUCAUGUUUUGACUGGAAUGGAUGCAGGAGCGGUGAUUACACAGGUUCAACAUGUCAGCUUAGGAUUUGUUUCAACUCAUAGUGAAAAAGAAACGAGUCUUGCUGCGUCUCUCAGUACAUCGUUUUCUUUAGGACUUUACGGUAAAGGGGGACUUAACGUGUCAGGUGGGUCCACAACACAAGUAGAGGCUUCUAAGGAUUUCUCCAACAGUGUGACACAAUCUACUAUUAAGACGUAUGGGGGACCUACAUACCAACCGCAAAACUUCCAACUUGAUGACUGGGCUAGAGGGAUGUUAACAAACCCAAUUUUAAUCGGAAUGCAAAUGUUCAAGAUGGGACAUGCUCACCUCCUUCGACUAACUUUACGUUUGGUGGGGUGUAUCAAACUUGUACACAAGAUGCCGUUUCUCGAAUCUGACCACUGUUCGGGCUACAUCCAGAGAAAUCCUCUCACCGGUGAAUCGUCCUGUCCUUCCGGCUACAACCCUGUUCUACUCGACAGUUCUAACAUAGGCAAAACAGAAACCACUCGUGAAUGCCACAGAGUCUGGUAUAAAGUCUGGUUAGGUAAAAAGUGCACGAAUAUCCCUGUCCCCGGAAGUGUGACUGUUAGUUCGUAUUGGUGUGUGGCUACCGGAGACGUACAUCAAUCUUCAGGUUAUAUGUUCGGAGGGCUUUUCACGCCACACAUUGGGAAUCUCAUGACAGGAGGAAGUUCUUGUCCUCCAAACUUCAACAAACUUCCACUCUUGGAUGGUCUGACGGUCUGCGUUACACAAGACUUUGAUUCCGGUUUCCCUUUCUCGGCACCGUUUGGAGGCUUCUUCACUUGCAAAAAUGGUAAUCCUCUUGCAGCUAGUGCGAAAACCGAUCAAUCCCAUUGGCCACAUUCAUGUCCGACAGGUUUUAGCAGUCAUCUUGCACUGAUGUCGAAUGAAUGUGAAAUAGAAUAUUGUGCACAAUUAAAACAUAUAUCAGAUAAAGGAUUACCCUCCGUAAGGAAACCUCCAUUUAUGGCUUAUCCAAAUUACAGACAUGUUGAAGCGACUGAAAUUUUCAUCGACCCUACAUCCAACACGUGGACAAAAUUACCUACGGACAUGCUCGAAAUACAGGAUGCCACAUUGGAUUUAGAAAAAGCUAAACUUGUCUUCAGAAACAGUCCAGAUUUCGAGGAACAAAUGCAACUGAUAAAUAUCCCAACAAUGCCGAUGGCGUAUGGAAACGCUAGUUCAAAGAAUGAUAAUUCCAGCAUUCCCAUUUCAAGGGUCAGUGUCAAGGAUAAGGAAACACGGAGAAUAGAUACAGACUACAAACUGGGCUUGAACGACGAGCUUAAAUUAUCGCCAGACUCAAAGGAUCACCAAGCUCUACCAAACGGGAUGGUGGUUGCCCUGUCUGUGGUCUCAACUCUCCUGUUUGUCUGCGUGAUCGUCAUAUUAACAAUGUACAAACGUCGCAGAGUGGUAUACAGAGGUGGCGAAGAGCAGACACUGCUUGGUUAA
Pecten maximus is the source of this 2169-nucleotide messenger RNA. RefSeq names its product macrophage-expressed gene 1 protein-like. The record is from RefSeq and is a predicted model, not a curated record. NCBI's taxonomy places the organism in Eukaryota, Metazoa, Mollusca, Bivalvia, Pectinida, Pectinidae. Bases 1 to 2169 code for a protein of 722 amino acids. The transcript has 2 exons.